Lepisosteus oculatus (spotted gar) is the source of this 2106-nucleotide messenger RNA. The record is from RefSeq and is a predicted model, not a curated record. Lineage: Eukaryota; Metazoa; Chordata; Actinopteri; Semionotiformes; Lepisosteidae.
AUGUACCCUGCAGACAACCAACCAAAUUUUUCAAUUUUCCAACAACAUGCACAGGCGUUAGCCCCAGCUCCAAGCCUCCAUGUAACAACUUCUGGGGCACGUUUCUUAAUUCCCCUUGUCCCCUCCAUCCCCGGCAAUUCUCCCUCCACCAACCACCACUGCACCGGUCCCUGCUGCUGCAGCUGCACGCCCAACGAUCACUGCUUCAGAGAAGUUCGAUGGGAAGCCCUAAUCUAUCAAUUCCGUUUAGGCCUCUUGGAGGACAUCAGAGACCACCUGUUACUGAUGUCCACUUUCUCCCGGUCACUGCAUAUUCAGCCCCCAGGGAACCCGCAGUCACACAUCGACACCAUACCCCAGAGGAAAUGGACAAACGCAGGUGUGAGGGCCGCUGUCUAUAUUGCGGCUCUAUUGAACCCCUCCGACCCGCCUGCCCCCUCUGAUUGGUUACUCCUCCUCAACACACAACCUCCACUAAGCUCUGUGGUUGCACCCAUCACUGCCCUCACCCGCAAGAGCCUCAACGUCGGGAAAUGGAACCCUGAAGCCCACCAAGCCUUCCUAAGGCUGAAGGACCUUUUACCUCAGCCCCACUCCUCCGGCACCCCUACUCCACAAGUCCCUUUGUGGUUUACGUUUUCCAUCACCUACAUGCCGGGCUCCAAGAACCUUAAAGCUGACGUGCUCUCCAGGCUUUACGAUCCACUAGAUCAAGACGCACCUGACCAGAUCAUCCCUCCGGAGAAGAUCGUCGCUACUAUCCGACUGUCCAUCCUAGAUCAGGGCAGAAGGGCUCUUCAUGGUAAGACCACUAUUAUGGUCCUCACGGACCAGUUUAAGAAAGCUGCCCAUUUCAUCCCAUUUCCUGCCCUGCCCACCGCCCUUGGAAUGGCUGACCUCUUCAUCCCCCACGUGUUCCGCAUCCAUGGGAUACCGAAGGACGUAGUUUUUUUCGUCUCUAGGUUCUGGAAGGCCUUCUGUAAGGCCGCUGGUACUUCCGUCUCUCUAACUUGCAGCUACCACCCUGAGGCCAAUGCGGUCCGUAAGUAUUCCAGUAAAAAAUACCUUAUAAUCGACUUGUCAGCCUCCCAUAACUCCCACGUGCCAAGUCUCAAUAGCCUUAUUCCCAGUUCAGACUUCUCCCUCCACUAUGCCACAAUCGACCAUGCCAUUUCUCUCAUCAAAAUCGCAGGUCCGGGCACCUGGCUCGCUAAUGCCGACAUCUCCAGUGCCUUUAAAGUUAUGCCUCUCGAUCCAGACUUCUGGCACCUCUUUGGAGUUCAUUGGCGGAACAAGUUCUUCUUCGCAGUCCGCCUUACUUUCGGAUGCAGGAGUAGCCCAAAAAUUUUCGAUACCUUAGCCGAAGCUCUCUGCUGGAUCCUCUUGAAUAACUAUAGGCUCCCUUUUCUCGUCCACCUUCUCGACGAUUUCCUUACCAUAGAUUUUCCUCACACCCCACCCGCAAGAGCCUCUUCCACACUUACUUCCGUUUUCGGGAAACUAGGGGUACCUCUCGCCACAGACAAAACCACUGGUCCCUCCCAUAUAAUCCAAUUCCUCAGGAUCACCCUCAAUUCCAUUAAUUUCUCCGUCUCCAUGCCUUGCGACAAGAUCGACAGGAUCUCUACCUAUUCUUCCGCCAAAUCUUGCACAAAGAGGGAACUUCUCUCUCUGCUCGGCCACCUCAAUUACGCCAUGCGUAUCAUUCCCCAAGGAUGGUCAUUCAUCCCCUACCUUCUCGACUUCACCUCUUCCGUGUCCUCUUCUUACCACCACGUAAGCCUUUUAGCCGACUGCAAGUCCGAGCUCAGGCUUUGGCAACUUUUCUUGGCCAAUUGGAAUGGCAUAUCUCUCUUCUACGAUGACCUCCUCUCUGACGCCGAGGAUAUCCAGCUUUUCACAGAUGCAGCCCCCUCAGUCAGUUUUGGAGGCUAUUACAAAGGCCAAUGGUUUGCGACCCCUUGCCCUCAUGAAUUCUCUUCGAUCCCUUUCGCCGACCAGUCAUUGGCCCUGUUCGAAAUAUUUCCAAUUGUUGUUGCAGCUUCUCUUUGGGGCCACAAUUGGAAACAAAAUCCGUCCUUAUCCAUUCGGACAACUAUGCAGUAG